AUGCGGUUAGAGCGCGCGCACACGCGCACGCACAUUGCCGACAACAUCGUAUGUGCAAAUAUAGGUGUGUCCAGACUAAACUACUUCCUCUAACAUUGGCAAUGGCGAGAGACGCUGCGCAACAUUUCACACUUCCCGACACUUCUUCUCUAUAUCGCUAACGAUUGGGAUUUUCUAAUGUCUUUCUCUGCUGUGUGGGAAAACGGAAGGUAUCGUAACCAAAAAAAAAGAAAAGAAAAGAAAAAAAGACGAAAAAAGAAAUGAACAAUUCUAUCUGUCUCUCUCUCCAUGCAGAAAUCCAUCCGUUCUCUCCUCCCAACCGGUCGCAUUUCGUUUUUCCAUCCCCUGGACGAUUCAAAGCGCGCGCGCGCGCGCGUUUGAAUUGAUCUCGCGCGGGUGUCGCUCCCGCUCUUGCGCCGUCGAUCUUUCCCGCGCUCUCGUCUUUGCUGUUGCCGCUAUUUUUCGGGAUUCUGUUUUCUGCAUUUUUCCGCGUUACUGGACUCUUCGUUUUUGUAUGGCGUUGUCGGAAAGAAAAUGUCAAAAUAAUUAAACGAUACACGUUCACCGGUAAGUAACGCGUGAUAAAUACGUUCAGGUAAGAUGCAAGGUUUGCGUUGUCCUAAUGGGAUAUUGUAUAACGCGAAGGAAAAGUAUUAAAAUAUAUCUGAUUGAUUCGAACGAUUUGAAAGGUAUCGAGACGAGGUAGUAACUUUCCGAUUUGUAAAUAAAGCAAAUGUGGUGAAGAAACAACAAUUGUGUUGUCUUUUUUAUUAAAAACGUAUCGUUUUAGUUGGGCUUUGUAGGACGUAUCCCUUCAAUAAUUGUAUGCCGAUAGCGUUGGAAAAAUCUUGCCUCUUAAGUUUUACCGUCUCAAGGACUCGAUUCGAAUAACACGAGUAAUUUAUUCCAGUUGGAAUUUUUCCUCGCUAGUUUCGUAAUUCUAUUGCGGCGUAGACGAGAAAUCGAAGAGUCAUGCACAGCGUCGUAUGUGUGUGUUUCAUAAGUUAUAUUUGGCUUCAGAGAUCUUGAGCCUGUUGGGGAUCAACUGUAAAUCAAAUUCGAUGGGAAUGUUACGUGUGUUAGAGGCACGCGUUUGGAAUAAAAAAAAAUGCAAAAUUUAUUAAAGUGUAGAUAUUCUGUACUGCGAGAUUCUGGCAAGAUUCCACACGUAUUACCAUGUACAUUGUAAUACUGUUUGUUGUGUUGUAUUUAGAGAUAACUGUAGCGAUAAGAUUCUGAUGUAAAAUGCUACUGAAAAUCCACGUGAUGUCAUUUGACCCUGCGUCGUGAAGGAAGGAAUCACUGUGAAAUGUAUCAGUGGUGCAUCGUCGCCAUUCAUGAACAGUACCUGUGAAACUCUUCGAUUUGUCGUAGACGAGGAACUUGUACAAUGGCGCAGGACUUACGAGAGGGUCUCCUAUUGGGCAUGGGCAAUCCCCUUCUCGACAUUUCAGCAACUGUAGGUAGUGAUUUUUUAAAAAAAUACCACUUGGAAUCAAACGGUGCUAUCCUUGCCGAAGAACAACACAAACCCAUGUAUGACGAAUUAAUAGAAAAAUACAAAGCAGACUUUAUUGCUGGUGGUUCUGUUCAGAAUACUAUGAGAGUAGCACAAUGGUUCUUGGAGAAACCAAAAAUUGCAACUUACAUGGGUUGUGUGGGAACAGACAAGUAUUCAAAAAUUUUAGAAGAUAGAGCACGAGCAGAUGGCUUGAAUGUGCGCUAUCAAUAUACCAAUAAAGAACCCACUGGUACCUGUGCAGUUCUCAUCACUGGAAACGAAAGAUCUUUAUGUGCCAAUUUAGCUGCUGCCAAUUGCUUUUCACCUUUACACAUAGAAGAAUUAGAAAAUAAAAAACUUAUAGAUGCUGCUGAAUAUAUUUAUGUUUCUGGUUUCUUCUUAACUGUGAGCCCAGAAACUAUUCAAACGGUAGCUCGUCAUGCUUAUGAGAACAAUAAAAUGUUUAUGAUGAAUCUCAGCGCUCCAUUUCUGUGUGAAUUUUAUAAGAAACCCAUGUUGGAUGCUCUUCCAUAUGUCGAUAUUUUAUUUGGUAACGAGACUGAAGCUGAUACCUUUGCAAAAGUUAAUGAUUUCCAGACUACGGAUAGGAAAGAAAUAGCAUUAAAAAUAACCCAAAUGGAAAAAAUAAAUAAAAAAAGGCAAAGAAUUGUGGUGAUAACGCAAGGUGCUGAUAAAGUGUUGGUAGCUAAAGACAAUAGUAUAAUAGAGUUUCCUGCUACUAAACUUCCACCAGAAAAAGUUGUUGAUACUAAUGGAGCAGGAGAUGCUUUUGUAGGAGGUUUCUUAGCUCAACUUGUACAAGGUAAAAACAUAGAUAUUUGCGUAAAAUGCGGUGUUUGGGCUGCGACUGAAAUCGUACAAAGAUCCGGAUGUACUUAUGAAGGGAAACCCAAUUUUAUUCCCUGCUAAUUGUUAAGCAGUUAGUAAUUGUGAAUUCUGUACUUAAUAA
This is a messenger RNA of Nomia melanderi (Alkali bee), 2471 nucleotides long. It is a transcript of the gene Adk2, whose product is annotated as Adenosine kinase 2. Gene Ontology annotation, cellular component: nucleus; cytosol. Gene Ontology annotation, molecular function: adenosine kinase activity. The record is from RefSeq and is a predicted model, not a curated record. Gene Ontology annotation, biological process: purine ribonucleoside salvage; purine nucleobase metabolic process. Lineage: Eukaryota; Metazoa; Arthropoda; Insecta; Hymenoptera; Halictidae.